GUUAUUUGAUCAAACUAUUUUGACGGUCAAAUUUGUCUAUCUUGUAUUGUUAUAAUUCUUUCAUAGCUUAGAAUUUGCAAUUAUGGCGGAUUCAAAUGCACCAGAGCAGCAGAGUCGUGGUCUGUUUGGAAUGUUCGGGAAGAAGAAAGAAGCGGAAACUGAUCAGCAGCAGCAGGAGGAAGAGGGGCAUGCCAACGUAGCCGAGGUUUGUCCUCCACCUGUUUAUCAAGACUGCGUGGAGGAAGACAAACCCUAUGCUGAGGAUGAGAAGAAGACAGAAGAGGGAAAGCUGAAUCGUACUAAUAGCUCUUCCUCCAUCUCUCCGAGCGAUGAGGAAGAAGGAGAAGGGGGCGAGAAGAGAAAGAAGAAAGGACUGAAGGAGAAGCUUGGUGGACAUAGAAAAGAAGGGGAAGAUGUUCGUGAAGAGGAACAAGAGAAGAAAUGGUUCUCUGGACAGAAAAAAGAAGGGGAAGACAUGCGUGAAGAGGAACAUGAGAAGAAAUGGUUCCCUAAACAGAAGAAAGAAGAGGAAGAUAUGCGUGAAGAGGAACAAGAGAAGAAAUGGUUCCCUGGACAGAAAAAAGAAGAGGAAGACAUGCGAGUAGAGGAACACGAGAAGAAAUGGUUCCCUGAACAGAAGAAAGAAGAGGAAGAUAUGCGUGAAGAGGAGCAAGAGAAGAAAUGGUUCACUGGACAGAAAAAAGAAGAGGAAGACAUGCGAGUAGAGGAACACGAGAAGAAAUGGUUCCCUGAACAGAAGAAAGAAGAGGAAGAUAUGCGCGAAGAGGAACAAGAGAAGAAAUGGUUCCCUGGACAAAAAAAAGAAGAGGAAGACAUGCAGGAAGGAGAACGUGAGAAGAAAUGGUUCCCUGAAGGGAAGAAAAAAGAUGAAGAUAUGCGUGAAGAGGAACAAGAGAAGAAAUGGUUUCCUGAACAGAAGAAAGAAGAGGAUAUGCGUGAAGAGGUACCAGAAAAGAAAAAGGAAGAGGAAGAGGUGUAUCAAGAGAAACAAGAGAAGGGAGGAGUUGUGGAUAGAAUAGAGGAGAAGUUCCCUGGACAGAAGAAAGAAGAGGAAGACAUGUAUGAAGAGGAACAAGAAAAGAAAUGGCUCCCUGAACAGAAAAAGGAAGAGAAAGAGGUGCAUCAAGAGAAACAAGAAAAUGGAGGAUUUAUGGAUCAGACAAAGGAGAAGUUCCCUGGACAAAAGAAACAAGAGGAAGACAUGUAUAAAGAGGAACAAGAAAAUAAAUUGCUCCCUGAACAGAAAAAGGAAGAGGAAGAGGUGUAUCAAGAGAAACAAGAGAAGGGAGGGUUUAUAGAUAAGAUAAAGGAGAAGUUUCCUCGACAUAAGAAAGAAGGACAAGAGACGCAUCAAGAGAAACAAGAAAAUAAAAAUUCUCUUGGACAAGGGGAAGAGGUGCGCCAGGAGACACAUGGGAAGAAAGGAUUGAUUGAUAAGAUAAAGGGGAAGCUUCCUGGCCACCAUGGCGAAGGAAAAGUCCAGUAGAUGCAAGUACACAUCGCCAUAUGUUAUAUGUAUCGUGUGUGUUCUAUGCUUUAUUUCUUAAGAUGUGUCUAAAGAGUACUAUAUUUUUUUCUAAAUGAUUUUGAGAGUCGAUCCUUGUAGUCAUGACAAGGCAAUUGAAGAAGACUCUAGGUAUGGUUUAAUGUUUGUGUAAUAUUUUGUAAUAAGCUAUUUAAAUGCAAAGAUAUCAAUAUUUGUA
This is a messenger RNA of Cryptomeria japonica (Japanese cedar), 1724 nucleotides long. RefSeq lists its product as uncharacterized. The coding region runs from base 83 to 1507 and encodes 474 amino acids. Gene Ontology annotation, biological process: response to water. Lineage: Eukaryota; Viridiplantae; Streptophyta; Pinopsida; Cupressales; Cupressaceae. The record is from RefSeq and is a predicted model, not a curated record. The transcript has 2 exons.